AUGUUACCACAACAUAUCAAAGUGAUUUUUAUUAUUGCAUUUGAGCUAGCAUCAUGCGCUGUAGUACACCCCAGAAAUGAGCCACCUUGUAAUGUAGGGAAUGAUUAUUUCACAAGCGGUCCCGAAUGUUACAACUUUUAUUCGUGCCGAAACGGGGUAUUAGAGAUAAUAGAAUGUCCUCCCGGUUUGCUGUGGAAUAAUUUUAUUUUACGCUGUGAUGCCGCUGAGAACGUAGUAUGCCAGAAUGAUGGCACAACUACAACUCCACCACCCACAGCAGCACCUACAUCUCCUUCUACCACAUCGCCACCAUCAAAUACCUUAAUGCCGUCAGUUGAGGGUGCAUUACCGAUAUUAUUGCCCGGCUCUCAGUGUUCUGGAGAUAUUCCUCAGGCGUUUCUAAUACAUGAAACAGAUUGCCGCCGUUUUUUCUAUUGCUUUAAUGGUAUUCAAUAUCCUCAAGUCUGUCCGUUGUUUGAAACAUUUAACUUUGUACUAGGACAUUGUGUUCCACGAGACCCAAUGUUUUGUUAUCCUGGUAGUGUUUAA
Molecule: messenger RNA, 549 nt
Organism: Anopheles nili
Lineage: Eukaryota; Metazoa; Arthropoda; Insecta; Diptera; Culicidae
Product: peritrophin-1
Exons: 3
Coding region: 1-549 (182 amino acids)
Cellular component (GO): extracellular region
Molecular function (GO): chitin binding
Source: RefSeq, a predicted model, not a curated record